Messenger RNA from Opisthorchis viverrini, 2529 nucleotides. RefSeq lists its product as hypothetical. NCBI's taxonomy places the organism in Eukaryota, Metazoa, Platyhelminthes, Trematoda, Opisthorchiida, Opisthorchiidae. The transcript has 14 exons. Gene Ontology annotation, biological process: maintenance of Golgi location; maintenance of centrosome location. The record is from RefSeq and is a predicted model, not a curated record. Gene Ontology annotation, cellular component: spindle pole centrosome. The coding region runs from base 1 to 2298 and encodes 765 amino acids.
AUGUCCAAACCCUCCCAACCGGCUGUAAGCCUUUGGCCAAGAGCAGAGCCGUUCACAUAUGGCAUUUUUCAAGUCCACCCCCAUCCGCGGUUGGCCGUGCAUAACAUAAAGAAGUUGGUGAGUUAUGCCAAGUCAAAGGGUAAAAGUGGGUUUCCAAAACUAAGCUAUCCCGUUUGGAAACAUGUUGCAUGUAAUAAACUUCAACUUACAGAAGAUCUUGCAUGGAUAUUGUUUCACACCUGUUUGACGAUGGCCACCUGCCAAAUGGAGAAAUUGCGUGAGACUGAGGACCGCCUAUUCAACUCGAGCGGUGUAGCUGAGUCGGACCGGAUAAAGAGCACACUGUCCAUUGAGCUCUUCACGUUCGUCCUCUUUCUCUUUAUACAACAAAUCAACAAGAUCUCCUUACGUGCCUCUGCAGUUUCUGCGAAUGCUGAAUGGCCAGGGAGUCAUAACAGGUCUUCAGAGCUAGAUUCUGGUCGCUCCACUCCAAUCCGUCCCUGUCGGAACCUAGAUGAACAGUACCAUUUACAGUUUCUUACGGAAAACCUGACGGAAAUAUUGGACUUGCUGGUUGAGCCUGAAGGAUACGAGUCGGGCGGACAAGACGCGUUCAUUUCAGAUGAAGCGAUUGAUUCAUUAAAUUUGAUCUUCGAAGGCACGUUUGACCAGGGUCGGUACGUUAGCUUCUGUUCAUCUGAUGCAAAUGGUGGUAGCUCACUCGCUUCCUUUUCAGAUUUGGUCCGCAUGCCAACAAUUCAGCCUGCAGCAGGGUACACAAAGACUAACCGGAGCUAUCACCUUCGUGGAUUACAUUCAUGGAUCCGCUCGUGGCUAGUUUCCAAUCCAUUCUCCGCUGAGAAUUGCAUUCGUAACGGGCGACGUCUUCAGUGGCGUCUCCCUUACCCUGCAACGGCUGAUGGAGCCCACGUGUCUACUGGCGGGAAUCAAGCCACACAAGACAUGUCCAAGCGCCAAAAAAUUGCCACAAACGCUCAUCAAGUUCCCCGAUUUGGGGGAAGAACUGGAAACAAGCUGGUCUUCAUGUCAAUGAUAUCACGGCAGAUCAUCGCCCGAAGUUCGGCUACAUUGGACGGAGCCACUUUGAAAAUUCAUCGUGCCCAUUGCAGUUACCUGUAUCUGUUGUCCCCCAUGAGGUCUGUCACACUAGACAAAUGUCGGAAACUCACCAUAGUCCUUGGUCCCAUCGAGAAUACGCUUCAGCUGAACCAGUGUGAGGACUGUCUAAUCAUAGCUGCAUGCCGACGCGCUGUUCUUGUGUCCUGUCGACGAUGUACACUUCAUUUGUGUAUUCAGUCUCGACCAAUUCUUAUCCAACCGCCCGUUCCAACUGCUACGGCCGGUGGAACAACAAGUCCCAGUUUAACUGGGAACGGGCCCGGUCCUGCACCAGGAACUCCUACUUCAGGAGGAGCUGCUAUCUUGUUGGGAAACGAGGAAAUCCUUUUGGCUCCCUUCCACACAACGUACUUGAAACUAGUUGAUCACAUGACUCGAGCAAACCUUAGUACCAAAGUGAACUAUUGGGAUCAGCCCUAUUUGUUCGGUCAAGAUGUUAGUCACACCGAUCAGGCCAACGGGGUGCUUCUUCCAGGUCGCGGGCGAUGCUGGGACUUAAUGCACCCAGCACACUUCUACCCGUUCAAUAUACCUUGGCUGUUACCCACGAAGUCGGAGAUCCUAGGUACCGGAACAUUGCAUGACAAUCCCGAACAUGCAGGUGACAGGUCUGCCCGUCCAUCUAGCGACAUUUUUGACCUGAGCGCAUGCCUAAUAACAGACACGCAUCGGUUCUUCAACGACUCUGAAGGUGGCGGCCUGAAGGACUAUCUUGAAAUGGUAAAGCUCAGAUUACCGAUCCCCUUGCCACCAGCCUACGUCAACGCACUCCGACAGCGCGCUGCUAUCUACCGAAAGUGGCCGCAUCAUAUCGCUAAUGCACACCUAACAGCGGAACAACGUCAACUGUUUGGAACUCUUGUUGACCAGCGCUUUCGUCAGUGGUUGUCGGAAUCUGGGAAUUUACGACAGUUACAGUUGCUUGAGUUGAACACGAGUCACCACGCUGCUCCACAGACAAGUCAUGUUUCUGGGAACGGAAAUGGGACGAAUGGUGUCCCACCAACGGGCGUCAAUCCACAACUGGGCUUUGGUGAGUGUGAUCCUCCGGCUAGCACGCGCUCCGGGAAUGCACGUUGUGCGACUAAUGUUGGAAGAGGGGAUCGCACGCGGGCCGUCCAUGGAAAUCAGAUGUUAAAUGGAACUUGCCCACCCUGAUUGUCCACAAUCAUCCACCUAGUCUUUCGUUUGUCGUUGCUAGAUAAUUCUAGGUUUUCUAUUCCUGUCCUCCAGACAUAAGUAUCGCAAGUGAUACAUCGUCUCGGAAUGUACCCACCGGAUGUCAGACUUAAUGAAGCCUUAACAGCACCUAGGUACCUUUUUUUGUUUCUGUAUUUCGUGAGCGUAACGAUAAGUACAACGUACAACUGUUGUGUCACCUGUUUUUUU